Poecilia reticulata (guppy) is the source of this 5146-nucleotide messenger RNA. RefSeq names its product ephrin-A3a (gene efna3a). Gene Ontology annotation, molecular function: ephrin receptor binding. NCBI's taxonomy places the organism in Eukaryota, Metazoa, Chordata, Actinopteri, Cyprinodontiformes, Poeciliidae. The record is from RefSeq and is a predicted model, not a curated record. Gene Ontology annotation, biological process: axon guidance; ephrin receptor signaling pathway. Gene Ontology annotation, cellular component: plasma membrane.
GCGGUUGAGUGGACGGACAUGUGCGCGCCUCUCUGCCAUCAGAGGGCGGGUUUGUGUCGUUGUGUGCGCAGCGUGCGGCUGCUGCUGCGGCUUCCAGUGAGAGAAGUGGCAGGUACCCCGAAAAAAUACCUCCCAGCUAAGAUCCAGCGGCUCGGAUGUGACUUUUAACAGCUGACCAACCUGCAAGAAAACUCCGAUAUAUGUGAAUCUGGAGGCUUGUCUCGCCCUUUCACCAGCUGUUUUAAAUGAACGCUGAGCUCGGAAACAAUAGGACGGACUUAAAAGUACGCAGAAUUGGCUCAAGUAAAGAUGCCUGAGCGGGGUGCCUCGUCGCGAUGGGGCUUGAAUUGAGGAACGCGCACCCCGAAAGAAGAAGUCGCCGAAGUUGAAGACGCGCUCCUGAUGACCGCUGGGAUGUUGUGAACGACGCGUCGUUUGGGACAGAAGGAGCCAGAAAUAAAAAGGAAAAAAACCAAAAGAAGGAAAGAGGGGGGAACCAUUCAGGGUUGGAGCAGCACCCGGAGGGAUUAUGGCUCUCGUAACGUUUUCUCUCAGCCUCGUCACCCUGGUGCUUACAAACUUGCACCUUUCCAGAGCCAGCAGCCGUCAUGCGGUGUAUUGGAACAGCUCGAACCUGCAGCUUCGGAGAGAGGGAUACACCGUGCAAGUCAGCGUCAACGACUACCUGGACAUCUACUGCCCGCACUACAACACCAGCCAGCGUGGGACCCUGGAGCGCGUGGUGGCUGAGCAGUACAUCCUCUACAUGGUGAACUACCGGGGCUACUACACCUGCAACCCCCAGAUGGGGGUCAAACGCUGGGAGUGCAACCGGCCCCACGCGCCGCAUACGCCCAUCAAGUUCUCUGAGAAGUUCCAGCGGUACAGCGCCUUCUCGCUGGGCUACGAGUUCACCGUGGGCCAGGAGUACUACUACAUCUCCACACCCAUCCACCACCACGGCCACAGCUGCCUGAGACUGAGGGUCUUCGUCUGCUGCUCCACUGCCUCUCAGGCAGAUGACGACUCCAGUCAAACUUCUCCCGACUACACAGUCAGGCCGAACAUCAAAAUACACAACAUUGAUGAAUUUAACCCUGAAGUUCCCAAGCUGGAGAAGAGCGUGAGCGGCAGCAGCCCGUCGCGUGAUCGCCUUCUCCUCACCGUGGCAUCGAUGCUCGUGCUGGCCGUCCUGUUGUCCUAGCGACCGUCGCAGGGAGCUUGUUGGGCCGACUUGUCCAAAGGGCUUUGUAUCCCUACAAGUUUUUUUUUUGUUAUUUUUUUUCCUUUUUUGAAGAUGUGAUAGCUAAACGAAGCAAACGAAGAAAAGUCAAAGACAAAGAAAGAAGAAGCGAGGCCUUUUUGCUGUCAUUUUUACACCUGCAUCACAUGAAAACUACAAUAUUUCAUGCAGGUGUGGCGACCACAUGGAGAUUACAACCAAUAUUAAGAAUCCAAUUUUUCUUGUGCUGCUGUCAUUGGAUGCAGAUGAGAGAUUUUUUCGUAGCAUGAUAGAGAACAGAAAAUUUGAAGCAUAACUCUCAUCGGAUGAUGAAAGGGAAGGUUUUUGUGUUGGCUUUGAAGAAGAUGACAACUUUAAACUCGAGAGUGGAUUUUUUUUUCAAGGCUUUGCUGCAUCAAACCGAACUUUGAUGUGGUAAAAAAAAAAAAGAAAAAAAAAAGACAAGAUGGACUUUGGAAACUGUAACAAGGCCUUUAUAUGAUUAGUGAGUAAUCAAAACGACUGUCAUUGUCCUGGACAUUGUAGAAUGUUUUCAUACUGGUGUGUGGUAGCUGCUGGUGAUAAAAGCCCAGGGAAAAGGGUGAGAAUUUAUAAGAAUAUCCAAGGGCCUUUCAGUAAUCCAUUUUCUCCAGACAUCAAAUAUGCUCUGGCUUUGUGAUAGGCACAGAUUCAAAGCCUGCUUUUCUUCGAAGGGUACCGAGUGCCCCUCAGAACUAGUCUUUUGUCUGCAUUUCCUGCCUUCGCACUGUAACAACCCGAGAAAAAUACAGACCCUGGACUAGCAAUUUGACGGCACUUAGACGCACCAGAUGUGGCAUAGACGUGUGUUUUGUUCCGCCGCAUUUACCUCCAGCAAUGGGCUUAGAAAAGUUCCAGAUGUCAAAUCUUAAAAAAAAAUAAAAAAUAGACGAAAAAAAAUGAGGGGGCUGGGGGGAGACUCUUUGCAGCAAUCAGCACCGUUGUUCAGAAACGCCUCUAAUUUGCAAUUGUUCAGAAACUGUCAGCAGCAACUUGCCCUCUUUUCUCUCCCAGAUUACCUGUUUUGUUUUUUUUUUUCUUUUUUUCUUCCCCUCCACUUCAGGGGCUCGCAGCCAAUCAGGGCUGAUAGCCACUGCAGCAGUCCCAGUUACCAUGGAGACGACCCCAUACAGUCGCCAAAGUGCGGCAGGUGCCUGAGGAGAAAUUAUGCUUAGAAUCUCAAUCUGUAGUCAUAGAAGAAUAGACCCAGUAUGAGCAUCCGGAUCAUACGGCGUAUUGUGAGAGCCAUUUUUAUGGAAACAACAAAGUUUUGCUCCCAAGUUUUUUUAGGCAACGCUGUAUGAACCAUGGUGCUAGCAUCACAAAGCUCUUAAACUAAAAGAAUAUUCUAACUGAAAUGAUAUGAAGAUAUUUUCUAGAUGGUAUUGUUAUCUCCAGAGUUAUUCAUACCCCUGACAGAUGUAGUACUAAUAGUAACUUGUUUCCUCUGACUGCAAGUAAAACUAACAUAAUGAAGUGGCCCAGUCAGUCUUCUGACUUGAAUCUCAUAGAGAAUCUUUGGAGGAAACUAAAGAUUAGGGUGAUGGAAAGAAGGCCAUCAAACCUUCAUUAAGUUGGAACUCAACCCAAAGAUUAAUCAUCAAAUUACCUGUGCAAACAUGCGAAAAGCUGGCAAACCUGGUACUGACGAGUUAAGUUGCAGUAUCUUCUGCAUCCGAUCUUUUCUCAUAUGUAAAGAGUACUGAACUACAAGGCGCAUUAAGCAAAACAAAACAGUCAGAUAAGUCAGUCGAUGCUCCUGACCGCGGUACCUGUAAUGUAAUGUAACUAAAACAUUUUGACAGAUCACCAUGAGCGCCGUGUACCACAGAAAAUCGCUUCGAGGUCAGUAAGCACAACCAGAAUCAAUCCAUACUAAUUCACUAGAGGGCGCUGUUUUACUCCAGAACAAUAUAUAUGACCCUUAGGAUUAAUAGGUGCACAGUCGAUUUUUAAAUAAAUUCAAAGGCUUUUAAGUGCUCCUUUUAGUCCAGAAAAUAUGGCACUAAUUUUCCAUUUUCUAUACCUUCUUAUCCUUAUCAUUGGGCGGGGGGUUGCUGCCAUCUCCAGUAGGAACUGGGCAAGCGGUGGGGUACACCAGUCCAUCACUAUGGCAUGACUGUAGUGCCAUAAUUAGGACUAUUACACACCCAGUGGUGACUACAUCCUUUUGGGAGGUUAUCUCUAUCCCAAAGCCAACUGCUGAUCUGAUUCUUGAUAGGUCGGCAUGGUAACCCAGCGGCCGGUGCCAGUAGAGAAGGAUACUUCUCAUUUAAGUUAGCUUUGAAUAGGCUUGUGACUAGCAUACCUAGGAUGGUCUCCUGCGUCUUAUUCUUUUUUUCUUUAAGGAAAACUUUAUCUAGAAAUCUAGCUGGUCGCUUGGUUUCUGAUGCCUGCCUAUAAUAAAUCAGAUCAGUAGCUGGAUAUGGUCACCUGUGAUGAUGAGAGUAACCACCACUGGGAGGGAAAUGGUCUUAAUGUUGGCACUAAAACUGCACCAUACAUAACAGGGCAAUGGAAGCUGUGCAAGACCAGGAUUUGAACCCAGGACCUUUUUGCUUUAAGGCAACAGUUAAAUCAACUUUUCUACCAUGCAGCCUCCUACUGCUGCUCCUGCUGCAACUACAAACCAUUGUUAAAAUUGUUAACCUUCUUUUUUCCAAUGGUAUUUUGAUAAAUGGGUUAUGAGCUCCAAGUCUUUGGAAAACCUCCUUCCCAUAACUAACCUUUAGCUUCCUAGACAGACUCUCUGUCAGAUUCCACUUCAUUAACAUUAUUCUAGUAAAAAAAAAAAAUGCAAAAAGGAUUUUAUUGCAAACUUUAGUGUUUCAUCCAGAACUCAAACUUUUGUUGCUUUCCAAGGAGAACUCACAAUAUGGCGGAUGUGGUGAUGACAUCGAGGCCAAUGCAACGUCUGCUCUUCGGUGUCUGAAGCUAAUUGUGGCACCAUCUUGAUAAAAAAUAAUAAUAAUAAAAAGAAAAAGAAAAUGUGUGAAUGUGAAACUUAUGAGAAGUUAUUUUAUACUGCGUAGGCAAACCUUAAUCAAAUUAAAAUGUUGUGCGUUUUUAUUUAUUUACUUUUAAAAUGCUCUUAUUUUGACAUUAAAGUGUAUUUAUCUACAUAAUUUAUUAAUGUGCAUUCUUAGGCCUUUGCUCAAUAAGCUAUCGUACCAUUUUUUAUCAUUUUUCUCAAAACUAUUGGAUUUGUACUGCAGUAUUUUGCUUGUUUAGACAAAUAGAUGUAAUUCAGCCGGUCACAGACAGUUCUUGGUGAAUGAUUAAACUAUAAAGUGAGUGCAAGCAUACACUCCAUUAGCUGAUUCUUGUGUAAAAAGAUGCAGCUGAUAAUAUUGCUGAGAAGCAUGUCAUAAACCAACUGGGAAUGCACAGACAGAACUGGUGUCGUUUGAGCCUGCACUGUAAUGUAAAUUUAUAAAUACAUGCAGGGUUCCAGAAUGUGUAUGAGUGUUUUAGCGUGUGUGCGUGUGUGUGUGUGGGUGUGUGUGUGCGCGUGUGUGUGUGUGUGCUUUUUUUUUUGUAUGUGUGUAUGUCUGCGCGCGUGGGAGUGAAAGAGAGGAUGUAUGUAGGUGGAACGUGUUUGUCCGCGCUUUUAAAGUACGUGGCAUUUAGAAAUUUUCGUACCCGUUAGCGGAGUCAUUUGUAGGAUCUGAAUAUGCAAGCGUGUCUGAGGGAGAAUGCGCUUUUCAGUCAUGUUGGUUUAUGUUUAAAGGGUGAGGGAGGGAAGGGGCUCGAGAUGCCGGCAAAAGCAUUUACUUUUACUGAAGACAACCACAAGAUGUGUUUACGUUUGACAACAAUGAAUAAACUGUAAAUUAAACCAAGAAUGAUCAAAAUGAUGCCAAUUAAAAUCUUUUUGCAAACUUG